This is a messenger RNA of Aspergillus aculeatinus CBS 121060, 3440 nucleotides long. Its product is annotated as acetyl-CoA synthetase-like protein. NCBI's taxonomy places the organism in Eukaryota, Fungi, Ascomycota, Eurotiomycetes, Eurotiales, Aspergillaceae. The transcript has 3 exons. Bases 1 to 3204 code for a protein of 1067 amino acids. The record is from RefSeq and is a predicted model, not a curated record.
AUGAUGACUCUCAACACCUCCACUGAUUUUGACCCUCGCAGUCAACUGGUGCCGCAUAUUGUCGAUCACUUUGCCGCCACCAAGCCAGAAGCUGUGUAUGCUGAAUACCCCCGCAACCUCGCAAGCUAUGAAGAGGGGUACCAGCCCAUCACAUACAAAGUUCUCGCCAAUGCCAUUAACGGCCUUGCCCACUGGCUGGUGAGCCACCUAGGCCCCGGCAAGGGAGAGGUUCUCACCUACGUUGGCCCUAAUGAUUUGCGAUACCCAGCUUUGAUUCUUGGGGCUGUGAAAGCGGGUUACUGCAUCUUCUUGACUUCGCCCCGGAACAGCCCCGUGGCCCAUCAGUCCUUGUUACAGAAGCUCAGCCGCACCACGCUGAUUGCUCCUGUGCCACGCCCUCCUGCCGCGGCAGCAAUCCUGGAGGCCGUCUCGCUCCAGGUCCUCAACAUCCCGAGUAUGGAGGAACUCGUAAGCAUCGAGUAUCCGCCCUUCGAAUUUUCGAAGACCUACCCGGAAGCGGCCCUCGAGCCACUGGUCAUAAUCCAUACCUCAGGGUCCACCGGAAUCCCUAAGCCCAUCACAUGGACCCACGAGACAGCUGUCAAACAUAUGCGGAUGCAAGCUCUGGACCCUCCCCCGGGUUUUGAGACACAAACCCAAUGGGCCUUCGGCAAGAAAAUGUACAUGAUGCUGCCCCCCUUUCACGCCGGCGGAGUGGGGCAUCUCCUGUUCGUCACUCUGCCUGUAGGGAUCACGCUUGUGAUGCCAAUCUCUCGAAGCUUGCCUACCGCUGCCGGGAUGGUGGCAGCGCGCCAGCAGACGCCCUUCAGCUUCGCUUUCGUGACACCAUCAAUCGUCUCGGAGCUGGCACAGACCCCCGAGCUACUGGACUACGUCCGCACCCACUUGGAGUUCCUCGGGUACUGCGGCGGGGAUCUACCCCAGGCGAUCGGUGACACAGUGGCUGAGCGGAUCAAACUGGUGAACAUCUAUGGUGCCACGGAGAUGGGACUGAUCUCCGCGAUUCACUCGACGGCCGACCGAGGUUCGACCAAGGACUGGCGGUAUACGCGUUUCCACCCUCAUCUCGGGGUGCAGAUGCGCCACGUCUCGGGCGAGGAGCAUGAGCUGGUCAUCGUGCGUACCCCUGAGUACGAGCGCCACCAGUUCCCUUUCAGUAUCUUCCCUGAUCGUCAGGAGUACCACACUUCCGACCUCUUCAUCCGUCAUCCGGAUCCGGCCAAGGCCGAUCUGUGGCGCACAACGUCACGUCUAGACGAUGUGAUUGUCUUUCUCAACGACGAGAAGACGAACCCGAUCUCGAUGGAGCAGCAUAUCGUUGCCGCCAACCGGGAGGUGACUGGCUGCCUGGUCGCCGGUGCUCAACGCUUUCAAGCCGCGCUGAUCGUGGAGCUCAGGAAGGCAGAAGCAGCGCCGAGUGCCAGUGAGCGCGCGGCGAUGAUUGAGAAGCUCUGGCCAAGCAUUCAGGAGGCCAACAGCGCCUGUCCGGCUCACGCCCGCAUUACCAAGAGCCACAUUCUGUUUACCACCCCGAAGAAACCCAUGUUGCGCGCUGGCAAGGGUACCGUCCAACGUGCUGGUACAUUGAUGCUCUAUGCGUCGGAGCUGGAGGCUCUCUACACCGACGCCGAGAAGUUGGCGCAGGCGACCGGGGGCAUGGUGGCAGGGCCCGGUAGCGUGGAUGAUACUAGCCAGGUCGCCGAAUACAUUCGUACCUCUAUCCUGGCCAUCACGGGGUGGAGUGCAGAGAAGCUUUGCAAUGCAGAGAACUGGUUCACUCUUGGCUUGGACUCCCUGCAGACGAUCACAUUGACCCGAGAGCUGAAGCAUGGUCUCAAUCUACCUGCUCUCACGCCUAAUCUGAUUUACUUGCAUCCUUCCGUGACGGCGCUCACCCAUGCGGUCGAAAAGCUGCAUCAGCAGGGUAGGGAGUCAAUGCAACUGCAGCAGGAGACUUUGCUUCAGGAGCGCGACCAGCUGCUGCAGAAGUUCACUAGCCAGAUCGAAUUGCCCGCGGAUUGCGCUGCGCGGUCUGCGACCAGACCGUCGACACAGACGCUAGUUCUUACCGGCUCCACGGGCCAACUGGGGUCAUACAUCCUCCAUGCACUCCUUCACAGUCCCUCGAUGGCACACGUCCAUUGCCUCAACCGCAAUGAACACGCUCGAGAGAUACAGCACGAGCGCAUGGUGACGUAUGGUCUAACGCCCCUGGCUAACGACGAGUCUCGCGUGAGUUUCUGGACAGCGGAUCUCAGCCGAGCAGAUCUCGGAUUGCAGCGCGGACCCCAUCUCCAGGGUGUAGUGAACCUCAUCAAUUUCACAGCUCGUAGCCCUCAGUCUCCACAUCUUUUCUUUCUCUCCUCCAUUAGCUCCACCAUCGGCCAUCGCACCGAGUCCGGCCUCACCCCCGAGACGAUCAUAACAACCACCACCCCUGCCCCGAACGGCUACGCGAACAGCAAGUACAUCGCCGAGCAUCCGCUCGCCCACGCUGCGCAACAGAAACUGCAGCAGCCAUCCCAGAACCAUAACGAGCGAAGACCCGCUUUCGCAUUUGCCCGCGUCGGCCAGGUAGCCGGUGCAGUGCGCUCUCCGGGCCUCUGGAACCCGGCAGAAUGGUUCCCAAGUCUUGUCCGGAGUUCGUGGCAUCUCAACGCCCUUCCGGAUACAUUGGGUCCCGCAUUGAAUCGCAUCGACUGGGUCCCAAUCGAUCUUCUGGCCGAGGUCUUGGUCGACUUAGCCCUUCUCGGCGGAGCCCAAGGUGGGAAAAUGGCUGGUUCUGCGCGGGGGCAGGUGCAGGUUUACCAUCCUGUUAACCUUCACCCCAAGUCCUGGGAUGAGGUCCUCCCUAUUAUCGUCGGGGAACUCGCGGCGCGGCGCGGUGUCGAUGAGCUUGAGAUAGUCUCACUGCGGGAGUGGGUGCAGCGGGUUCGUUUCGAUGUCGAGACCGCUGGGCGCGGGGAGGGCCGUCAGAAGUUCGAUGAGAAGGAGUUACAGGUUCUUCUGGCGCAUAAUCCGGCGGCCAAACUGCUGGACUUCUUCGAGGAGCUAGUCGGACAGACUGAGUCGGAGAAUGCGUUGGAGACGGUGCGGACAGCUAAGGUUAGUCGACGACUGCAGGAGGUGGAGGGGGUGCAGCCGGAAUGGGUUCGGAAGUGGGUUGGUGAGUGGUUGGAUUAGUUUUCCUCCGCAAUCUUUGUUCGCUGGAAUGGAUCGAUUCAUUCACAUUGGUGUCAUUGCUUCUCUUUCGCGACAAGACUAGAUAUAUGAGACGAAGCUGGCGCCUCCUUUCUAGAAGGUGAACGGUAACAUGUGGCUGGAGCGGUAGACUCCGAGGUCUCAUUGCAACACCCAAACCUUGUGAGGGCUUGACCCCAGAGCCUUUCUGCUUGGCCACAUUGUUUAUGUCGAAGUUU